CGCGAAAAACGAUUGGUUUAUUCCGUGGAGGGUUCGAAAUUUAAAAAUGGUUGACAAUCUCGUUCAGGCAUGCCAAAAAUAAUUUGAAUCACACGUAUAAUCCUAUUUAUACUCUGAUGUCAUUUGAACAGCAAGGAGAAGAUGUUUGACUCUGGUACACAAGAGAAAGAAGAAGAAAAUUUAGGGUGUGAUUCCCAGCCUGGUCAGACUACUUUAAGUGAUGCUGUACCCCAUGGCCAGAUUCAGAAAAUAUCUCAAGAGGGAAGCAAAAACACAUAUGUUCUUAUUCUUAGUAAAGAUUAUUUAAAGUCAGAGUCUUCUAAGGGCCAUUCAUUACUAAAAUAUUCCUCAAGAGGUUCUGAGGGCAGUAGAGCUAACUCAAAAUUAUUCACUGCAGCAGCAGAAAGGGAUUUUGAUUCACCAAGUGGAGAAGUUGCUGUCAGCAGAAAGAAGUUGCUUCACCCUCCAUCAGAUGUAAAGCUUAAUUUGUCAAAUAUAAAUGAUGAUGAAUAUGACAGUAAUAAGUCAGCAAGUAGUGUGUUUUUGCAACAGGAUUCUGGUUUGUCUGAACAUGACUCUGCCAUAGAGAUUGAUAUUUCACAGAGCAACUCUAGUGGCAAUACUCCGCAUUCUAAUUCUCUUAGCUUUUUUUGUGAAAAAUCUCAAAUGAAUGCCUAUGUAAUACCCACACCAGUAAAGCCUCGGAAGGAAAUUGUUGAAAAGCAUGCCUUUAAGAAGACUUCACCUCUUAAACUUAGUGAACAGGUUUCAAAGUCGGGGUUUAGUGCAUACAGCUCAAGUAAUAAAACUAGUCAGUCUGCUGUCAAGAAGGCUGUUUCGGUGACUUCGACCCAGGAUGCUAGUGUAUGCAGAGUUAAAAAGACUUCUUACACAAAUGAAGCAGUUCCCAUUAUGGGGCGAUCUACAAGCAGCAUUCAGCAUACACCUACCACUAUACUUCCACAGACUAAUCCAAAAGCUGUGCCAACAUUCAGUAACAUAUCACCUAUUAACCAGCAACACGCCUCACAACCUCCACAAAGCACCUUCAUUCCCAUCAGUCCUGCAGAAUCUCCAGCCAAUGGUGCUAAGUCUACUGGUCCGCUUACAUCUACACCUCUCACAACAGAAUCAGAUCGCCGGUGUCAGCCUGUUAGUUUAGAAUCGUCCACACACAGGCCAGUUUAUAUUAUACCAUCACCAUUUGCUAGACAGAAUUCUUUCCCCAUAAAUACUCCAACACAACAGAAACGUGACAUUUUCUCACCAGCGGUACAAACACCUUCAAUGAACAAUAGCUCUGGUUUUAUAAGUGCAAGCAGCAGUUUAGAAACUCCAGAUGCUUCGAGUUCCUUUGAUGCAGAAAAGAAUCAACAGUCGGGCAGUCAGUACUCCCCUAUGGACACAAAAGAAGUUGAUUCAGAAUCACAGUCCGGUAUUGGGAUGAUUGGACUAUCAAAACAUGAUGGAUCUGGUGGCGUUGUAAUAACUGUGAAUGAGGAUGGUGAUAUUGAAGACCUGGAUCAGGGUUUUGAUUCAAACUCCUUGGACCCUUCAGUGUGCAGCUCACAGGAAUCAGAGUCUAGUGAGCCAGUAGAGAAAGUUGGAUUGAAUCGGUCAUUGACGAAUAUCCAGUGGUUGAAGGGUAUGCAACUGAAUGAGGAGAAAGCUUCCAGUCACAUUCAGUCUCACCAGCAGCAGAAUAUUCAGUGGAUGACACUUACACCAGAAGAAAUCAAAGCUAUUAGCAAAGAGUGUGGAGCCACAAAGCGGCCCCCCUUCUCAUAUAUGUCAAUGAUCCAGAUGGCGCUGUACAGUCGAGAAGAUCGUAAAAUGAUGUUGAAGGAAAUCUGCAAGUGGAUAGAGGAAACAUUUCCGUACUACAAAUUUACUGCCAAGCCAGGCUGGAGGAACUCCAUCCGACAUAAUUUAUCGCUUUACAAUAUAUUUGAGCGUGAACCAGCUAAGCGACAUGGAUCCUACUGGACAAUCAAGUCAGAUGUUGAACCAAAAAUGAAACACUAUCCAAGAGAAAAACAUUCAAGUUCCCAUAAUACAUCUGACAUGCAUCGUUCAGUGUCGACACUGCCUUCACAGAUACCCCUCAUCCCUAUGUACAGCUCCAUGGGCCAGCUUGCAGCAGUCUCUCCACAAACAUUCAGUCAUUCUGUACCAGUGUCAAACAAUGCUGCCACUAGGAGGAAAGGUCCACCACCAAUUCUGCCUCGACCUACACCAUACAGGGCCCCACAGGCUUAUGCCCUAAUACCCAUCCCAAGUGUGAACCAGUCAUUUAAUCCUGCCAGUCCUAACCCAGUUCAACAACAAGUUCUUUUGAACCUGUCCCAAUCUGGUCAGAUGUCAGCUUGUCCUAGUCCCAUUAUUUCGGAAGUCUCAGCAGCUGUUGCCUCUAUCCAAGUGUCGGGUGCAAGUCCCAUUCCCCAAGAGCAUUUCUGUGAUACCAAAAGUGUACAACAAGAACAUUUUUAUAACAAACCCAUGAACAUUGUGAAACAAGCAUGGAUUAACUGCCAAAAUAGUGAAACUGCCUCGUCAGUUGAAAGUGAUAGAAUUAAUCAAACUGAUGUCACAAGCUCAAGCGAAAUAGCCAGCUCAACCGAAUUCACUGGUCAAAGAACUAAAUCAAAAAGACCUCGUGUAAAGCCAGGGUUACCAAAGCCAACGCUUUAUAAAAAUGAAGAAAGGAAGGCAAAAACGUCUGGUUCAAAGAAGCGCAAGCUUCAGCAGAAGGUGAGGACACUGUUAAACGAAAGUUCCGAUGAGGAUGAAGGUGUAGCAAAAUUCUUAUCCAAGCUCGAAAAAGAAAUAUUUUCGAAACCAUUGAAAUCUUCUGAAGCAGAGGAUAUGGAACAAUUGUUAACAACCUCAACUCCAGCGAAAGAGCUGCAUCUUUCUACAGCUGAUCUUCCCUCACCAAUUCAAGGCCUUACCCCAUUAAGAGGCAGUGGGUUGUUUGAUGGCAGUUUUCUUGACACGGCAGACAGGAAAGGUUCAGGGUUAUCUCCUUAUGCCAACGAUAUAAAACGAAUAUUGCAAAACUCUCCAAGACUUAGUGAAAAUGCAGAUGAGUUUUUAGACUUUAAUGUGCUACCAUCUCCAGAUAAGUUUGAAGGAAGUCCAAGUCAGAAUGGAAACUUGUCCAGAAUUUUAAAGGAAUAUGGCCUAGAUCCAGCCAUUGAUAAUGCAGAAAAUUUCCCCCAUCUUAACUGGAGUGUUGUAGAUCAAAUAGUAGAUAGCAUGGAUACAAACUAAAAAGAAUUAAUUCAGCUUUAUUUUCUUGCUUGAAUACAAUUUUAUGUUAAACAUACAGCUCAAAAAUGGUGAAUUUAUGUAAACAUAAGUUGUAUUCAAAGUGAAUUUUUGUGGGGAGGGGGGCUUUGGGGGCUGGAUGGGCAAUAAAUUUGUGGUAUUGGCAGUUUUUUUUUUUGCUUUACUUUCACUUAUAGUAUAUCAAAAAAGUUAUUACAGUGUGUAAAGGUAUCUUUAAGAAAUUGGGUGAUAAUUUUUAGCUCGACUAUUCAAAGAAUAGUCUAGCUAUUCUACUCACCCUGGCGUCGGCGUCGGCGUCUGCGUCACACCUUGGUUAAGUUUUUGCAUGCAAGUACAUACAGCCAUCAAUUAAAGGCAUAUAGCUUUGAAACUUAUUUUUUCUUUUUCUAGGUCAAUUACCAACCUCUCUGGGUCAAGUCCCAUAACUCUGACAUGUAUUUUGAGCAAAUUAUGCCCCCUUUUGGACUUAGAAAAUUUUGGUUAAAGUUUUACAUGCAAGUUACUAUCUCCAAAACUAAUGCAGAUAUUGAUUUGAAACUUUACAUGUGUUUUUCGGGUUAUAAAACUAGUUGAUAGCAGCAAGUCCCAUAACUCUGACUUUCAUUUUGGCCAAAUUAUGCCCCCUUUUGGACUUAGAAAAUUCUGGUUAAGUUUUGCGUGCAAGUACAUACAGCUAUUUCUAAAAGGCAUAUAGAUUUGAAACUUAUUUUUUCUUUUUCUAGAUCAAUUACCAACCUCACUGGGUCAAGACCCAUAACUCUGACAUGUAUUUUGAGCAAAUUAUGCCCCCUUUUAGACUUAGAAAAUUUUGGUUAAGUUUUACAUGCAAGUUACUAUCUCCAAAACUAAUGCAGAUAUUGAUUUGAAACUUCACAUGUGUCUUCGGGGUUAUAAAUCUAGUUGAUAGCAGCAAGUCCCAUAACUCUGACCUUCAUUUUGGCCAAAUUAUGCCCCUUUUGGGACUUAGACAAUUCUGGUUAAAGUUUUGCGUGCAAGUACAUACAGCUAUUCUA
This is a messenger RNA of Mercenaria mercenaria, 4304 nucleotides long. RefSeq lists its product as uncharacterized. The transcript has 8 exons. The coding region runs from base 142 to 3273 and encodes 1043 amino acids. The record is from RefSeq and is a predicted model, not a curated record. Gene Ontology annotation, biological process: regulation of DNA-templated transcription; G2/M transition of mitotic cell cycle. Gene Ontology annotation, molecular function: sequence-specific DNA binding; DNA-binding transcription factor activity. NCBI's taxonomy places the organism in Eukaryota, Metazoa, Mollusca, Bivalvia, Venerida, Veneridae.